Messenger RNA from Dentiscutata heterogama, 617 nucleotides. The record is from the annotation of a GenBank genome assembly. Lineage: Eukaryota; Fungi; Glomeromycota; Glomeromycetes; Diversisporales; Gigasporaceae.
CUGAAAUUUUGGCAAGAUUUGGAAAAACUUAUUCACUGGAACUCAGGUCACGUUCGCUAGGUCUUCGUAAAUACGAGUUUGACGUUCUAUUGGUAAAUGAAACAGGUAUUAAUAUGACGGCAGAUGAAUUUCUUAAGGAACGAUAUGAAAAAAAUUUUAAAAGAUUUCCUUUUGCUAAACCCAUGCCUGGCGCCAUGCGACUUGUGACUCAUUUGAAAAAGCACCGUAUUCCAAUAGCGGUUGCAACGAGUUCGAGUCGUGAAAGUUUCAAUAUUAAAGCCUCCAAUAAUAGAGAAUUAUUCGAUAUGUUUGAUAAUAUUACUUGUGGAGAUGAUGCGAAUGUCAAGAAUGGUAAACCAGCUCCGGACCUAUUUCUUGUAGCACGUGAAGGGAUUGGUAAUCCCCCUACGAAACAUUGUUUGGUAUUCGAGGACUCGAUUAAUGGACUCAAAGCUGCAAAGAAUGCAAACAUGAAAGUUAUUUGGGUACCAGAUCCUGUGAUUGCAGAGUUAUAUCCGGGUAAAAAUGGUGCUGAUGAAAUGAUUUUUUCUUUGAAUGAUUUUGAUCCAACAACAUUUGGGUUGCCAUCGUUUGAUGAAGAAACCGGUUCUGCAUAA